Doryrhamphus excisus (bluestripe pipefish) is the source of this 5709-nucleotide messenger RNA. RefSeq names its product HECT and RLD domain containing E3 ubiquitin protein ligase 4 (gene herc4). NCBI's taxonomy places the organism in Eukaryota, Metazoa, Chordata, Actinopteri, Syngnathiformes, Syngnathidae. Gene Ontology annotation, molecular function: ubiquitin protein ligase activity. Gene Ontology annotation, cellular component: cytoplasm. The record is from RefSeq and is a predicted model, not a curated record. Gene Ontology annotation, biological process: protein ubiquitination; ubiquitin-dependent protein catabolic process.
UGACGUAAACAUGUAGCGCCAGCUCCAUAGUAGUUGUUGACAUAUAUAGCAAAAGUGUAGGAUAGUGGAGGGGAGCGACUGUGGAUAUCUUCGAAUGUUUUUGACAGCGACUGGCGGCGUGAUUGGGACAACAAUAUCGUCGUCAGAUCCGUCUCCAUUCGCCCCGACUGGCUUAUUUAGCCACACAGAAGGACUACAAUGCUGUGUUGGGGCAAUGCUUCCUAUGGACAGCUGGGUUUGGGUGGCAUUGAUGAAGAGAUAGUGGUUGAACCAAGGAAAUGUGAGUUUUUCCAUGGGAAGCAAGUGCGUGAUGUGGGCUGUGGACGCAAGCACACUGUUUUCCUGGUGGAUGAUGGCACUGUCUACACUUGUGGCUGCAAUGAUCUGGGUCAGCUGGGUCAUGAGAAGUCCAGGAAGAAACCAGAACAGGUUGUGGCUCUUGAUGCUCAGAUCAUAACAGCGGUGUCUUGUGGCGAAUCGCAUACACUUGCCUUGAAUGACAGCGGGCAGGUUUUCUCAUGGGGCCUGGGCUCAGAUGGGCAGCUGGGCUUAAAUAACUUUGAGGAAUGUGUUCGUGUGCCUAGAAACAUCAAGACUUUGAGUGAUGUUCAAAUCGCUCAGGUAGCCUGUGGUUACUGGCACUCCAUUGCACUUUCAAAAGCGGGACAGGUUUUCUCCUGGGGUCAAAAUCGAUACGGACAACUUGGACUUGGAGCCAAUGGACAAAGCGUUUCCACUCCCCAAAUCAUUCAUUCUCUGCAGGGUGUUCCUUUUGUUCAACUAUCAGCAGGUGGCGCUCACAGCUUCGCCCUUACUCUCUCAGGAGCAGUGUUUGGUUGGGGCCGGAACAAGUUUGGUCAGCUGGGCCUCAAUGACAGCAAUGACCGAUGUUUUCCAACCCUACUCAAGUCACUUAGAUCGCAGAGAGUAAUUUUCAUCUCCUGUGGAGAAGAUCACACAGCAGCUCUGACCAAGGAGGGAGGUGUCUUUACAUUUGGAGCAGGAGGAUAUGGCCAACUGGGACAUAACUCUACAAACCAUGAAAUCAAUCCAAGGAAAGUGUUUGAGCUUAUGGGAAAUGUAGUCACACAGAUUGCAUGUGGAAGACAGCACACGUUGGCUUUCACACCCUCGUGCGAAAAGAUGGACUCAUUUGGACUUGGCGGUAAUGGACAACUUGGAACCCGGUCUACCUGCAACAGAAAAAGCCCAGGCCCCGUCAAGGGCCCCUGGAUACCCUCCAGUGGUCCUGAUGAUACAUGUAUGCAUCAGAGUGUUUGUGUGAAGAGGAUUUAUGCUGGAGGAGACCAAAGCUUUGCUCAUUACUGUGCUACCAAUAACCUGCAAAACAUUGACAAUGUGUCGAUACCAGACCCCCAGCCAAGAGUUUGCACCUUGAAUGAGGAAACAAUACGAAAAUGGCUGGACCACUCACCAGGAAGACUCCCACAAGAAAUCACCAAUGAGAUUGACCUGGUAUUUUCAUCAGCAAGCUGCCUCAAUGGAUCCUUCUUAUAUACAAGUCAUCCCGAUCACUACUGUACCAGCAGUAAAUGGUCAGGGACCGAUAUGAACAUGGCCCGUCUCCUGUUCCACAGACUGAUUACACAAGAUCACCCUGAGAUCUCCCAACAGAUUGCUGCUAGUAUGGAGAAGAACCUUAUCCCAAGACUGAGCAACUCCCCUCCAGACAUAGAAGCACUGAGACUCUACCUCACUCUUCCAGAAUGCCCUCUCUUCAGUGAUCCAAACAAUUAUGUGACAAUCUCUAUCCCGUUUGCAAAAUCACUCCUCAGCCUGAAAGAAGCUCCUCUGAAGGUACUAGGAAAGUGGUGGUCUACAUUCGAACCCCCAGUCUUCCAGCGGCUGGUAGAGCUGUACAAAGGGGUGGUGGUGUAUCUGCUUCAGAUGCACAAGGUGGGCAUCCCAUCGACAGAGCAGAGAAUUUUCACCUGUUUCCUGGACACAUCCCUCCGAUUGAUGGAAAUCCUGCACUUGGUGAAUGAGAGAGCUGGACACAUUAUACAGUAUGAUAAAUUCUACAUUCAUGAAUUGGAUGACUUGAUAGACAUCAGAAAUGACUAUAUCACUUGGAUUCAGGGACAAAUGUAUCCAGGGGGUCACGACGGUGUAGUAACUUUGUGCAGGUACCCUUUUGUAUUUGAUGCACCAGCAAAGACAACUCUGCUCCAGACUGAUGCUGUCUUACAAAUGCAGAUGGCAGUGGAUCAGGCUCAAAUGCAAAACUUGAGUUCCAUGUUUUUACCUGCCGUGGAAUCUGUAAACCCCUGCCUCAUCCUCAUUGUCCGGAGGGAAAAUAUAGUAGGAGACACGAUGGAAGUGCUCAGGAAAUCCAAGAACGUUGACUACAAGAAGCCACUAAAGGUUAUCUUUGUUGGAGAAGAGGCGGUUGAUGCUGGAGGUGUGAGAAAAGAAUUCUUUCUCCUGAUCAUGAAAGAGCUGUUGGACCCAAAGUACGGCAUGUUCCGUUACCACGAAGAGUCCAGGCUCAUCUGGUUCUCACGCAAGACCUUUGAGGACACUGACUUGUUCAACCUGAUCGGAGUUAUCUGUGGUCUCGCCAUCUACAACCUCACCAUUGUGGAGCUCAACUUUCCUGUGGCGCUUUACAAGAAACUUCUGAAGAGGAAACCCACGUUAGAUGACCUGAAGGAGCUCAUGCCAGAUGUAGGGAGGAGUCUCCAACUGUUACUGGACUACCCAGAGGAUGACCUCGAGGAAACCUUCUGCUUGAACUUCACAAUCACUGAGGAAAACUAUGGUGCCACGGAGGUCUUGGAACUUAUACCUAAUGGUGAAAACAUCAAUGUUAAUAAAUCAAACAGGCAAGACUUUGUCAGUGCGUACGUAGAGUACAUAUUCAACAUCUCGGUGGCGCCGCUCUUUGAGUGCUUCUAUGCAGGCUUCCACAAGGUGUGUGGAGGCAAAGUUCUAGAGCUGUUCCAGCCCAACGAACUACAGGGCAUGGUGAUUGGCAACACCAACUAUGACUGGACUGAGCUUGAAAAGAGCACUGAAUACAAGGGAGAGUACUGGGCAGACCAUCCCACCAUUAGGAUAUUCUGGGACGUGUUCCACAACCUUCCUUUAGAAAAGAAGAAACAGUUCCUGUUGUUCCUGACAGGCAGCGAUCGUAUUCCCAUUUUGGGUAUGAAAAGCCUGAAACUGGUAAUUCAGCCAACCGGUGGGGGAGAACAUUACUUGCCCGUUGCCCACACCUGUUUCAACCUUCUGGACCUGCCCAAAUACACCAGUGCCGAGUCACUCCGGGAGAAGCUUCUUCAAGCAAUAGACCACUAUCAAGGCUUCAAUCUGGCGUGAGAUCACUGGGAAAGGUCUGGACGUCCAUGUCCAGACUGUCCACAGGCCUCCACAUUCCCAAAUGUAUUGCUUUGCAGACUGAAGUGAGCCUGGUUGUAAGGAGUUCACAAGACACUAGAUGUCAUUAAGACUUAGCAACAGAAACACUUUUGUGUUACUUUGGGAUUAUUUUUAAGCGUUUUAUUAAGCUCCCAUAGCAUUUGAUGCCUUAUUACAAGGGGGACUUACAUUUGAUAUUUCAACAAUGUACUUUGUCAUGUUUGGAUAUGGCAACUACAAGGAAGCAACCUGCUGGUACAUAUAAGACUUCAACACACUAAUGUCAAUGAUUAUCUUGAGCAAAAAAAAAAAAAAAAAAAGCAUCAGUGUUGCAGAGUGACUUUCACUCCAAAAUGCAGGAGCUAACAGCGUGCAUGAUGUGUGAUAGAGACAGUAUUAACCUUUUUACUUCACGUAUGUUUGAUAGUUGCGCUUUGGAGUGCAUUAUCUUGGCUGUGAAUCUUAAAGUGGUCAAAUAAAAGUUCUAGCCACUGACAUGUCAGGAGACAGUAACUGCAGUAUUUGAGUUACUUGGUGAUCAUUUAUUUGUGGUCUUCAGAGACAUGAAAGUGAUCAUUUUAAUGGGGUAACUCAUGAUGGACCAGCUUGUAAUGGGACCCACAAGAGGGACAGCGCUGGGCAUCUCCCUCAUGGAGCCAGAACCACACAAUGGCAGUGUUGUCUUCCUCACCUGCAGAUAAUUUUAUUAAUCUGAAAACAGUCAUUCAAUAUACAUAUUUGUUUUUAAAUGUGAAAUAUCACUUACAAAGACAGCCCACCAGCCUCUUAUUUCCAAUACAAGGCACAAUGUGAGGGUCGUCUUUGGUUCCAGCGUACUCUUUAGGCUUCAAUAUACUGUAGGGAUCCUUUUAAUGUAUUUUCAACCAGAUAUGAGUACGAAAGAGGGCAGCUUAUAACACUUUUCAAAUGAAUAGCAUACUUUCCCCAGUUUGAGGGCUUGUAGGGCACGGCGUUCCAGUCCAGUCGCUUGUUCCUCAUCGGUUGGUAUUCCUGGGAAUUAGAUAAGAAUGCAUUUCAAGCAGAUUUAUUGUGCAAUAGACAACACUUCUGUGUCAAAUGCAGUGUGACUUUGUUGUUGAAUGCCACCUCUGCCAGGACACUGGCACCCAACCAAAGCACGCCUGCCCGAAGGAGGCCUACCCCAAGUUCAAAUGACCUUCAUGAGGGCACUAUAGUUAGCAAAAUUGAAACGUUGAGGGAAGUUGGUGGCAGACAUUACAUCCAGGAUUGUAUGCAGUUGGCUUUAUCAGAACACAGCAUUUAAGGCAGCAAUCACUUGAAACCGCCCCGUCUUAAAUGUUAUGCUAGGUCUGUGUUCCUCGACUUUUACCUUUCACGGUGGUCAUGGAACGCUGUAACAACACUCGACUCCUUAACUGCAACGUCGUUGAACAAACUCGGUAGAGAAGUCUGCUCGCCAUGCCUGUCUACGUUCAGGUACCGAGAAUUAAGUGACAAACGCGACAGCUGAACUUUAGGGGACAGAGAUGUGCGAGUAAUGAACGAGUCGUUCAAAACUCAUGAUCGUGUAACGGAAUCGGGACUCACGGGAACUCGUCUCUUAGCUUGUUAACCCUGAUACAGCUAGCUAAAUUAAAAAAAGGAAAUUAUGUGAAUUGUGAAUCACCUACCGGAUGUACCCGAUUCACAAUUUGUUCCACAUGGAUGAGUUUGUGCACAUGCGCACUGUGACGGAAAACUGGAGUGAAUUAAGUACCCAAUUCACUUCAUUGAGUGACUCAUUACAAUUCGAGUCAAUAAAAGGAAUUGAGUUUCUCAUCACUAUAGGGUGCCUCAACAAGAAGUGCGGUCGGGCCAAUGGGAGCAGAGCGACACAACUUGAUUGACAUUCAUUUCAGCCAAUGAAAGCAACGCUUCAAGGUGCGCACACGGAGCAAUUACAAUGUUAGAUUUUUGAAGUUGCUACUCUGCUCCAAGACAAAGUAAAGGUUAAUAAAAGGGAAGUAAAUGUAAAGAAAGAUAUUACAGAGAACAGGUGUCAUGGAGCCAGAUGCGGCCAGGGCUAUAAUUUUAUAUGGCCUGCGAAAGGUAGGUGUAUGUGGUAUGUGUAUGCAGUCUAGGUAUGUGUAAAAAAUACACUUCACAUUUUUACUUGUAAAUGAAUUUAUUCUUUAAAUUGGACAGAAACGUUGUACUGUGUGCAACAACGUUGUGAUCACGAAACAAGAUCGUCCAAGCAUUUUUAGUUAUCAAAAAUAAAUACUUGAACGUCUGCCUGUCACCUUCACAUUCUCACUUCUCAUUUCAAAGCAUGUUAUCCAUGGUUCGUUUAACUUGUACCAUAGU